UUGCCCGUCGUCCAUUUUCAAUAGGAAACCUUUUCGACAUCAAACUGGUUUGUGCACCUGCUUUUUAAAGGGGCGUGGCGGUUAGACGUGUAGGGUACCGCUUCCAGCUAAAGAUGCUGAUAGCUAUAGCAACGACAACAGGGGAAAGCGGAGGGCGACAACAAUGGAUUUACGAUUUGUAAGCAUCAUUCGGAUUGUCUGACUACGCCGAGCAUUUCGUUUGUGCGUGACAUGAAGAUCAACUGUUCCCGACACGAAUGUAGCUCGAGCGACAUGGCGCUAUGACUGCUGACUCGAAAUGUAAACAAAGGGAGACGGGCCUUAUGCCAUCUCUCUCUAUAGGCCUGGCUAGCUGCAUUGAAGUUGUCGUUGAUAGUGUCAGUGACUGUCUUAAUGCACGGUGCAUGUACUAGUACAAGCAUACCAUGUGAUGGAUCCUGUGUCAGUUGUACCGUAAUGUUUCAAAUGGGUGUUAAAAUGAAAUUUUUCUAUAUUUUCUAGUGCAACAAUGACAGUCUUUUUGGAAUGUCAAAGGAUUAGGCUAGAUGCCAUACCAGUUAUUUGGCUAUAAUGCCACCAUUUAAACAAGCAAUAUUGGCUGGCGUUGUAACCUAUCAGAUCUGCCCAAUUGUCUCUCUCUGACAACUGAAGUAAUAUUAUAUUAGUGGGUCGUUCCACGAAAAGAGUGCAUUUUGCCUCCCUUUGAUAUUUUAAGUAGAACUUGUGCACAAUUCUUGAAUUUUAAAAGCAUGUUAUAUUAAAUGAAUUGCCAUUUAAUAUAGACCUCAUGAAGAAUUCAAUACAAUCUCAGCAUUUUGACAUGUCUCUCCACACACCCUCUGCACCUUCUAGGAAGAUUUGAAUCCCAACUCCCAAGUUUUCACCAUCAUCGUAAAGCCCUGGUUAUUUUGUUGCUUUGAGUCAUUUCUGAAGAGUAUUAUUUAUCACGUGAUUAAUUUACUCCUGUCUCAUUUUAAGGUUAACCCAGUUACGUGAACUGCUCGUUAUAUCCUUUUUAAAUUGGUUUAAAAAAAACAUUGAACAUCCAUCUAAUAGUCAAAUCAUAGUGUAAAAGCAGGUUAGAUGGUUCUACUCAUAUUGGCCAUUUUCUAGUAUUUUGUAGUGUUAUGUUCCCCAGCAAGAAAAUGAAAGAUUGUCACUCAAACAGAAGGAGGAACUAUCAACAAGAGUCACUGACAACAACCAAAACAGAAAAGGUCUGAGGCGUACUGAGUGAAACAUGGCCACGCAAGAACCAUCCCCUCCAUCGUCCAUGGAGAGCAACAAACCCGGCUUCCCCAAGAAGAUCCUGGCCAAUAAGCUGGAGGAUAAGCACCUGUGUAACUGCUGUCACAACCUGCUGCGGAGGCCCUUCCAAGCCCAGUGUGGACACCGCUUCUGUUCCUACUGCUUCACUAUGACUGUCAGAGAUGGACCUCAGAAAUGCAAUGCUUGUAUCAAAGAGGACAUUUUUGAAGAGCCCACGUCAAUUCUAAAACAAGGCUGUGCUUUUCCUGACAACGCAGCUCGAAGAGAGGUCGAAAACCUCUCUGCUGUCUGCAUCAACGAAGGUUGCACUUGGAAAGGCAAUAUUAAAGAAUACGAGUUGAGCCACGAAGAGAAGUGUGAGUUCAUGAUCAUCCCCUGCCCUUCCUGUAAAGAGCGGAUCCGCUUCAACGAACAGGAACGCCACAACGAGCGAGAGUGCCCUGAGAGAACCCUCAACUGCAAGUACUGCAAGGAGCCAUUCCAUUUCAAAAACAUCAAGGCCCACGACGAGAUCUGCCCCAAGUACCCCAUGAUCUGUGAAGGCUGUGCCAAGAAGAAAAUCCCCAGGGAGAAGUAUGUGGACCACAUUAAGUUCUGCAGCAAAUUCAGAACGCCGUGCAGAUUCCAUGUUGUUGGGUGUGAUAUGUCAGUGGAGAAGGAGAGGAUCCACGACCACGAGAGGGCCUGCGCUUACGAACACCUCAACCUGCUGCUACACUACAUUAUGGGCAUGAAGGUGAGCAUGGAGGGCCUGCAGCCGCAGGGACUGGAGCUAGCCGGACACAAGCUCCUGGACCUCCACCGUUCCCUCAGGGAGCUGGAGGUCCGCGUCUCCCAGAUCAGCACCACCUCGAUCGGGCCUCCCGUGCAGGGGGUCACAUCCUCCUCUUCCUCCUUAGGUCUCCCGGGGCCUCCUACCACGGCUCUUCCUCUGCCUCCACCUCCCGCCCCGGUCCCAACCCUGACCGUGUCCACCUCCUUCACCCCCCUGCCUAGCUCGGUGGGGGCGGCCCUGGAGCUGCAGCUCCACAGUGAGAAGACCAAGGUGGCGGAGCUGGGACGCAGGUGCACUGACCUGGAGGUGAAGGUGGGGACGUUUGAGAAUGUGGUGUGUGUGUUGAACCGAGAGGUAGAACGCUUCACCACCACCAUGGAGGCAGGUAACAGACAGCAUCGACUGGACCAGGAUAAGAUUGAGGCCCUGAGCAACAAGGUGCGGCAGCUGGAGAGGACGGUGGGACUGAAGGACCUGACGGUAGCGGAGAUGGAGGGCAGGCUGAGAGAGAUGUCGGCCACCACGUUCGACGGCGUCUUCGUCUGGAGGAUCUCUGACUUCACCAAGAAGAGACAGGACGCCAUCGCUGGCCGAGCCCCCGCCAUGUUCUCACCAGCAUUCUACACCAGUAAAUACGGCUAUAAGAUGUGUCUGCGGAUCUACCUGAAUGGGGACGGGACAGGGCGUGGCAGUCACCUUUCUCUUUUCUUUGUGGUGAUGAGAGGACUGAGUGAUGCUCUGCUAAAAUGGCCCUUUAACCAGAAGGUGACUCUGAUGCUGCUGGACCAGAGUAGCAGGGAGCACAUCAUCGACGCCUUCCGGCCUGACAUCACUUCCUCCUCCUUCCAGAGGCCUGUGAGCGAGAUGAACAUCGCCAGCGGCUGCCCGCUGUUCUGCCCGCUCUCAAAGCUUGACGCCAAGAACUCCUACAUCCGCGACGACAUAAUCUUCAUCAAGGCCAUUGUGGAUCUCACAGGCCUUUAGAUGCAACCUUUGAAGUGGAAGUGCAAGGCAACUAAGCAGCAUUGUGGCAAUUCAGGCAGGCUCCAUUUUGGCUGCUGUUGGUCACCAUUUUGGCUCCAUUUGGGUCCAUUUGGGAUCCAUUCUGGCCUAUUUCAGUCCCCUCCAGUUGUAGGGAGACUGACAUGCUUGCUACUGUGUGCUGCAUGCGGCUCCAGAUUGCCCAGCUCCGGAGGCCCUUGCACUGUUGUACAAGGCGGUCCUUUGCAGAGCAAUUCUGUUGUAGCUCUACAUAUUGGUUCCUCAUGGUGCUUGAACCCCACUUUAGCUCUAUAUUAUUUGAAUCCAUGGAAAAGGCAACUGAACAAACAAGUAACUCCAGAAUAUAGUCCCAAUAUUGAGUAGGACAGAACCUGUGGUAUUGACUUGGGGAUAUGUUGUGGUUGGAGGGCAUCUUUUUUCUCUCUUUGUUUUUCAUAAGACCUUGGAGUGAGUGACUUGUAGCCUUUAGAGAAUAGUAAAAAGAGGGAUAUGAACCCUGUUUUCCCUGUCAGUGUAUACAACUGACCCUUAUCGUAGAAGUAGAGCUUGGUCUUGGUCUCUUUGUUUUUCAUAAGACCUUGGAGUGAGCGACUUGUAGCCUUUAGAGGAUAGUAAAAAGAGGGGUAUGAACCCUGUUUUCCCUGUCAGUGUAUACAACUGACCCUUAUCGUAGAAGUAGAGCUUGGUCUUGGCGUAGCAGGGUAUUAACAUUUUCUUUCUUGUUUCCGAUCUCAACGCGAGUGAUUUUGAUUGUGGAUAUCGUGAGCUUCUCAAUGCCAUUGUUGAGUAUAUUUGCAUAGACAAACGUGGAGUUAUGUUAUGAAUAAGAACAUGCGCAAAUUGCAUGCCUGUUACCUUUCAUUGGCCUGUUGGUGUCGAAGUGCUCUCUCUCCCUUCAUUGAGUUGCUGGAGGGCUCUUCCUUGUUAGUUGUUACACUUGUUAGUGAGUUAAACCACCUGUGAUGGUGGACAUUGCCUGCAUGUCUUGUAUCCAGGCAUAUACUUUUUACAUAUACUUAGUGUUGCGUUUCUUGUUUCUCUUUAGGGGUCGAGGGUUACGGGAUUGGUGGUUCGGUACAUCUGUGGAAGAUACAGUGGAGUUAUCAGGGUGUUAUAAGGCAGCUUGCCAGUCAAAGCCUGAGGCAUACGACAAGUGUAUUUCUGUCACUGGUAAAUACACCAAUCUGGAAGAGCUUUCCCCCCCAGGAUAUGCUCAGUACAGUAGCUCACAUCUCAACACAUAGUACUGUGCCCCACCACAGAUGGAGGUUAAUACAGGAUAUGCUCAGUACAGUAGCUCACAUCUCAACACAUAGUACUGUGCCCCACCACAGAUGGAGGUUAAUACAGGUUCAAUGAGCUGAAGGAAUGGUGUGUGCCUUGUUUUCUGUCCAUAUUACAGUACGGUACAUCUGUAUGUAGUUUUGCUGCUCUCUCAGCUUUGUUUCCGGUGUAAAACAAAUGUGUGGCGAUCAAUGCGAAGUUUAGCAUAGACAGUUGAGCGUUAGUUGAAGAGGUUAAAGUGGAAGGAUAAUGAGGGAUGUAGCCUCGAAGUGAAAACAAGUGAAUGUGAUGGUAUAAUUUUCCAUUGGACCAUAGUGGUUGAAAAUCAUUAAUUGAUGUUUGAUGUAACUCUACAUAAAUCCCAUUAACCUGUGGGUGACAGUGAAUCCUCUUAGCCUAGGUGGUGUUAUUAUUCAUGAAGCCCCACAAAUAACGCUGACCAAAAUGCUAAAUCAGAGGAAAUCCUUUAGAUCUAAAUAUAGGUAGGUUCUAUGCAUGUCCAUCAGGGGGUGCUGAUUUACCCCAAUAGUCUUCCCCCUCUGGACUUGCGUCAGGGUUUUCACAGACCUGUUUUGAAACCAGUCUUGACCUGUGUUGAAACCUCUCUGUGCAUGGGAGGGUUCAAUUCAUAUUCAGUAUCGCAGUUCGUUAUUGUCUUACCUUGUAGACCAAUGGCGAACGCAUUGAUUUGCAUUAGUUUGGAGGAGUAUAAAUAAAGAUAGCGUUAUUAUUAUGUCAUAUCUCUCACUGCUUCUGUAUAACACAAGCAGAUGCCUAUAUAUAUUCAUAAGAAUUUAUACUUAUAAUAUCAUAAUGUUGAGCAAUUCAAUAUAUUGAUGUUACUAAACACAUAUUGUUAUUAAUAAACAUAGUAUUGUUGAAUAUAUUAUUAAUGAUAUCUAUAUACCUACUUUUAGUUUUUAUGAGAUGGUUUAAGACAGGUCUGGAAACCCCCUUAAAGUUGAAUUGCCAUAUUAUGGUGCAACAACAAAAGCUCUGCCACAUAAUACCAACCAUGGCACCCUAUUCUUCUGGGUUAACUGUGGGUGGGGUAAAAACACAAUAUUUACAUUCAUCAAAAUGACCCUUUAAAGGUUCCUGCAGUAAUUCUGUGUAAUUUAACUCUGUUUCUCAACCUUUUAUAUGCCACUGGGACCAGAAAACAAUGGACCCUCUUGUACCAAGAACUGACAAGCUGCUAUGGUCCUUGAAGGCACUUCUGGCUACGUUGUUGUCAGCUAACAACCUGAGGGAUCAGUCAGCAGCAUCCCAGAGACCAGUGCCGGUCCUCGGACCAGAGUUUGAGGACCACUGAUAUAAUUUUCCUCUGAGAAAGGGUGCUUUGGUUGUUAAAUGGGUAGUAUUUGGCCUCAGUCAGUGAAUACGUUGUUGUUUGGUCCUCUGAUGGUUAUAGACAGGGUUUGGUUCUGUAGAUUCUGACCAUGUUCAUUAUAGGAAGAAUCAUUCCUGCAGCUUUUUAGGUUGAAACGGGAAGUUGAUCAGUCAGUAUAGUGCACAUAACGAUCAGUCCUUUGCAUAAAUACUUAUUCUUGUGUUGUGCCAAAAUGCUAUAUUACCUCCAUAUUAUUACAAACAAUGUAUUGUAAGUUGUACUUGUAUUCUAUGCUCAAAUAUGGUGCCAAAUAUGCUUGAAGAAUAAUGUGUAUUUAAGGUCUAUGGUUUGUAUUCUUGUUUCAUUCCAGUAUAAUGCAUGGGUCACUUUUAUCUCCUUACAGUACAAUCAUAUCUUUAGGUGUCUGAAUGUAAAGCCUUAAUGCAGUGGUCCUCUCCACUGUUUCUGUGAGAGGAAAACAGUUCAGCAGUUCUGAUUUAAUAGUUGUUGAUGCAGCUGAAUUGAAUUAACUUUAAUUGUGCACUUUGUAUAAUUUAAAAGGUAUCCACAGGGUACAACUUUGUUCUGUGAUUGAUAAACUUUGAAGACAGAUCUAUAUACAUUCUAAUGUGUUCAUUGAUGUUCUCUAUAUACGCUAUAAAGGCUCUUACAGAACAUGCAGUAUGCAAUA
Messenger RNA from Oncorhynchus kisutch (coho salmon), 6354 nucleotides. RefSeq names its product TNF receptor-associated factor 2. Gene Ontology annotation, molecular function: tumor necrosis factor receptor binding; ubiquitin-protein transferase activity; zinc ion binding. The transcript has 12 exons. The record is from RefSeq and is a predicted model, not a curated record. Gene Ontology annotation, biological process: regulation of apoptotic process; tumor necrosis factor-mediated signaling pathway; positive regulation of canonical NF-kappaB signal transduction. The coding region runs from base 1241 to 3028 and encodes 595 amino acids. Lineage: Eukaryota; Metazoa; Chordata; Actinopteri; Salmoniformes; Salmonidae. Gene Ontology annotation, cellular component: plasma membrane signaling receptor complex; cytoplasmic side of plasma membrane; cytosol.